Molecule: messenger RNA, 2411 nt
Organism: Bradysia coprophila
Lineage: Eukaryota; Metazoa; Arthropoda; Insecta; Diptera; Sciaridae
Source: RefSeq, a predicted model, not a curated record
UUCUUGUUCACAAAGUGUGGUGAUCAACCAUACCCACUUCGUACACAAUUUUUUGUUUUUCCAUUCCGAGCCGUUGUGUUCCGUUCAUAAGAGCAUGUUCAAUCCCACCACCAUUAAUUUGAUUGGAAAUAUUAUAUGAAGUAAAGAAGAAAUAAGAAGAAAUAAAAAAAAAACGCGUUUACUUGCUCGCCAUAUACAAUUUACGAAAAUAUAAAAUUUUUUUUGCUUCAAAACAUUUUCUUGCUGUGGCAAAAGUAGCGGCAACGCGCGAAGUUUAUAACUUUCGAUUGCGGUCAUUUGAUUUGCGCAUGUGUACUCGACUAUUUGUAUCGUUUUAAAAAAGAAUAAAUUUUUAAACAAAAUUUAAAUAUAAAUCACAGAAUAAAAACGAAAAAUUUUUAGUUUCAACCAAUCCAAAAUGCAUAAAAUAAAUUGGAAUAGUUUAACAAUUCUGGUGAUAGUCUUGUGCCAUUUAACGUAUGCAGCACCAAAUUUACGAAUUAAACGCGACGACACCGGAUCUAUCUGAUGUGUCCGAUUUAAAUCCGAUUGCAUCAGAGGAUUCUGUUGCCGAAGGUGUUGACCGUGAUAAGCGAAAAAUACCAGAUGUUGUUUUUGCACCAAAAAAUGCCAUCCUAGGCUUUGUCUUUGGCAAAAUCGAUAGUUUACUCGACGCCAAAACCCGUUUCAUUGACACAUUGGACAAGCAAAACAUCAUCAAAAAUAAACAGCAUCACAUCGAAGUGCCCGUACCGAUCAAAAGUUUCCAGGGACUCAUCCAAGCCGUCAUUUCACCGAAAAUCACAGCCAUCACAUCCAAGAUCGGUAGCUUAAGUGGAGCGUUCGGAAGUUCUGGAUCUUCAGGCGGCGGUGAUGGAGACGGUCAUGCUGGAGGCGGUGCAUCGGCUGGAUUAGGAGGAAUUGUGUCAUCGUUCUUGAAAUUGUCCGGUCCCAUUCUAUCCUCGUCAUCUGGUUCGGCAUCGGGUGGAGGCGGUUUAUCGGUUGGCGGCUCCGUCAGUUCUGACGAUGCAGCCAGCGAUGAUGAUGAUGAGGAGACACCAUAUUAAGCGGCAGUCAACGAAGAUAUUCGAUUAAUGGAUUGAGUAGACACAGUCUAGAGUGAAAAAGGAAGUUGGGCAGCAGGAGAUGUGGUAGAUUUAUAUAAAUUUUUGAAACAGAGCGGAUGUUACGGUGUGUAACAGAUGGUGAAAAUUGCUUGGAAUAUGGUUCAUUAGUCUAGUUAGUAGGAAAAAAAAAUGUUUUCUUGAAAUUUAUGAUUUCGUUUCAUCAAAAUGCUAUUUAUUAGGGUUUAAUAUUCUGAUCGGGAGCUGUGAUGGUUUUUUUUUAAAUUAAUCGAAAGUAAAUUAUUAGUAACAAGUCGCAACUAAUUUUAGCAAAGAGAACGAAAAAUUGUUUCAGUCAAUGGUCAGAGAUGCGUAUUACAAUAGAAAAUAAUUCUCUCUGGAAGUAGAACUUGAAUUUAUAAUAAUUUUGACGCGAUUCGAGCAUCUUCGAACGAUAUUUUUAUGACUUUUAUCGGGAAUUUUGGAAAAUAUUUUCUAAUUUUUUUUCUCUUUUUUGAUUGUUUCUUAGAUGUUAAAGUUUUUUAGUUAGAGAAUCGAUGCUUUUAAUGAACAAUUUUGCAUUUAAUAUCCAAACAUGCCAAGCAACCAUUUUCUUCCACUUUCCAACUACCAAUCAAUUCAAUUUGAAUCUUUGAAAGUUUUCAAGUUUGAAAAGAUUGACACUAUUUCAAUCACCGUGCAUCACCUAACUUUUUCUUUGAACUGAGACAAAAUGAGAAAAAUAUUUAACGGUUUGGAAGUUGUUGCUACGUAAAUUCUAAUCUGAACGAACAAAAAAAUUUAUUGGACAAUGCGAUAAAUUAAUGGAAGCUGAUCCUUUCGAUAAAUCUGUCGAAUUGUGAUAAUCUCGACGAAGAAUUAAAUUUCGUUGAAAUCUUUAUUUUCAAAGGCGUUUGGCUCAAAACAAGUGGAAAGAGUUUGUCAUUUCCUGUUCUAUUUUUAUUUCAUUUUACAAGCACAUGAAAUGUGUGUAAAAUUAAACAAAGAUCAUCUUCAAGGACGUUUAAAAUGUCAUCCACAGUCAAAAAAAUCAUACAAAUGAACGAACGAAACAUUAAACGAAACUUAAAAGAGGUUACGUCUGAAAAUACCGUAACUUGAAUAUGAUCUAUAUAGAACGAAAAAAAAAUCAUUUAUUUUCAGCCAAGAGAAAAUCGGGUCACUUCACAGACAUAUGAACCGAAUAAAUGUAAAUGUUGACAACAAUUCCAAACUGUUAAAUAUUCUUCACUAAUUUAUCAAAUUAUUCAUUCGAAUUCACUGUCUUUCUAAAUUUUAAUUUUGAUUCAACGUCAAGAUCUCAAUCUAUUGACGAGAUCUUAACGA